ACGGUGGGGCCCAACGAGGCGCUGGUGGUGUCAGGUGGCUGUUGUGGCUCUGAUGAAAAGCAGUAUGUGUAUGGUGGCUGGGCCUGGGCUUGGUGGUGCAUCACUGACACCCAAAGACUGUCUUUGGAGGUUAUGACCAUCCUGUGUCGCUGCGAGAAUAUUGAGACGUCGGAGGGGGUCCCACUGUACGUAACAGGGGUUGCACAGGAUUUCCCUAGAGAUAAUGACGUUACAGCCCAGGUGUGAGGACGUAGAGACGGCGGAGGGGGUAGCUUUAACUGUCACAGGUGUGGCACAGGUGAAGAUAAUGACUGAGAAGGAGCUCCUGGCUGUGGCUUGUGAACAGUUCUUGGGGAAGAACGUGCAAGAUGUGAAGAACGUGGUCCUUCAGACUCUGGAGGGGCAUCUGCGCUCCAUCCUAGGUACCCUGACAGUAGAGCAGAUCUACCAGGACAGAGACCAGUUUGCCAAGCUGGUGCGGGAGGUGGCAGCUCCUGACGUGGGCCGCAUGGGCAUUGAGAUCCUGAGCUUCACCAUCAAGGAUGUCUAUGAUAAGGUGGAUUACCUGAGCUCCCUGGGAAAGACUCAGACUGCAGCUGUCCGGAGGGACGCAGACAUUGGUGUGGCAGAAGCUGAGCGAGAUGCUGGCAUCCGGGAGGCAGAGUGCAAGAAAGAAAUGCUGGAUGUCAAGUUCAUGGCAGAUACUAAAAUAGCAGAAUCCAAACGGGCUUUUGAAUUGCAGAAAGCUGCCUUCACUGAGGAGGUCAACAUCAAGACUGCAGAGGCUCAGCUGGCCUAUGAGCUCCAGAGUGCCCGGGAGCAACAGAAGAUCCGGCAAGAAGAAAUUGAAAUUGAGGUGGUGCAGCGCAAGAAGCAGAUUGAUGUAGAACAGAAAGAAAUCCUCCGGGUGGAGAAGGAGCUGAUUGCCACCGUGAAGCGGCCGGCCGAGGCUGAAGCUUACCGCAUCCAGCAGAUCGCUGAGGGCGAGAAGGUGAAGCAAAUCCUCCUUGCUCAGGCAGAGGCAGAAAGGAUCCGCAAGAUUGGAGAAGCGGAGGCCUUUGUGAUUGAGACCGUCGGGAUGGCAGAGGCUGAAGGGAUGAGGCUGAAAGCUGAAGCUCUCCAGCAGUAUGGAGAAGCUGCCCAACUGGCUCUAGUGCUGGAUGCGCUGCCUGAGAUCGCUGCCAAAGUGGCUGCUCCCCUCUCCAGAGUGGAUGAGAUUGUUAUUCUUGGUGGAGACAAAAACAACACAACAUCUGAGGUGAACCGUCUGCUGGCUGAGAUCCCAGCCUCCGUGCGUGCUGUCACCGGUGUGGACCUCACCAAGAUCCCCCUGAUCCAGAAAGUCACCGGGGCCCAGGUGUGAGGCUGGCCCACCCAAAGCUAGUGAAGGUCACUCCUUGUUAUGCACUCAGACAUCAACUGCCUUCAACACGUGGGAAUUCCUUUUAUAUCAAAGACAAUCGGAGAUUUUGUUUUUAAGCUCUGGUGCCUUAUUUUGUAGGGCCAGAAAGAUGCAUGUCCAAUCACUUGCUCUUUUUAUUACAGAUGAUGGGAGGGGAUUUAUUUUGUAAUUAACUGUGUGCUGUAUCAGGCCAGGGUUUGGAUCUGGUCCUCAGUUAUGUUUGGCAGCUUGUUUGAUGUUGCAGUCCUGGUGCCUUGCUGGUCUCAGUCCUCAAUCUUGGAGCAGAGGCUCAGUGGGACACAGAGCAUGGAUCUGUAGGGAGAGAACAGCCAGGACCCACCUCCCCUGUGCUUCCUCUCCUCUGCAGCCACCCCCUGGGUGCUGCCACCCCUUGCCUCUGCCCAUGAGCUGGUUUUGUGGCUUUCUCUGUCUCAGUGUCUCACACUCAGGACCCUCACAGUGCUGACAGUCCUGCCCAGGCUGCACUCCCAGAGGUGACAGUGACCUCCCUGGGAGAGUGACAGUUGGUCACUACCAGUGGGUGCUGCAGUCAUUGCCAGCUCCCACGCUACCUUCCCUUGGGGAAGUUUCCUCCUGGGAUCUGGAGGUGGGAAAGUUUGGGGAGGGGCUGAUGGAGCAUUAGUGGAAGUGGAGAGCUCCCCCUCCCAGGAAUGCCAAUAAGCAGCGCUGUGCCAAAGCCACCCCCUCCUCCCCAAGGGAGGCAAAACCCCCAAGGCUGCUGUCCCCAAAUGCUGUGGUACAUGCCAACCCCCACAACUCCUAAAGCCUCGAGUCAGAGGAACAUGGGGGAUCUGGCAAGGUGCUGUGGUGGGGACGGGCUCCUCCAGCACCGUGGCCUGUAUGGUGUCUGGGGACCAGUGAUCCUGGGGCUGGUGCUGUGAAUGUGAGGCUGUGACAAGUGGCCAUGCUGGCCGGGGGAUUCCUCAGAACUCCUGCCUCAUAUGGCCAGUGGCUUUCCUUCCCUGAGUGACAAUGUAAAACAAAUUGUCCCCUCUGUGUGUCCCCACACAGUGCCACUGCACUGGCCUGUGCCCCUUCCCUGUCUGUCUUGUCACCUGUAGCAGCCAAACCUGCCUGGUGAAGGUAGCCUGGUGGUGGGGAGUGACCCACUCAGACCUUACGAGGUGCUGGGGGUCCCUUCAUUGGUUCCUUCACCCACAGCUUGGUGCCACCCCUCUUGUCAUUGGGUGGGUGUGGGGACCCAAGUCCCCCUCCACCUUCCUGGCAGUGCCCCCAGUAGUGGCCAGUGACCCACAGCAGGGUGGAGGGAUGCAGUGGGACCCUGUCCCUCUCCCCCUGCUGGGGUGGGGAGCACUGGUGUUAUCAGCUCCUGGCUUGUGCUCGUGCUGCGGGGCCACCAGCCCCCGUCUGGCACUGGCCACGGGGCGUGCCGGGUGAGGUGCCCUAUCUGCAUGUGUGUGUGCAUGACCGUGUCCCUGCCACUGCUGUACGAUAAUAAAGCCUUGUCACCCCCUUG
Molecule: messenger RNA, 2900 nt
Organism: Calypte anna (Anna's hummingbird)
Lineage: Eukaryota; Metazoa; Chordata; Aves; Apodiformes; Trochilidae
Gene: FLOT2
Product: flotillin 2
Exons: 12
Coding region: 224-1363 (379 amino acids)
Biological process (GO): regulation of myoblast differentiation; protein localization to plasma membrane
Cellular component (GO): plasma membrane
Source: RefSeq, a predicted model, not a curated record